UUCAAAUUUAGAUAUUAUAGAAUAAAAAUUUAAUUUGGAAGAUCAAGUUCAACCGAAAAUGAUAAAUAUUGAAUUAAAUAAAAACUUUGAGUUUAAAAACUUAUUUAUCAUUUGAUGGACUAAAUAAAUUGGUAUGAGAGCCGGGGAAAAGGAUAUUGAGAAGAAUAACGAAGGCGAACGAUAGGAGGAGAAAUCAAUUUGAUGGACUAGUUUUCUGAUUCUUUCAUCUAUUUGCAGAGAAGGCUUGUACUCCUCGACACUUUUGCAUAGUGUUAUCUCUCUUCAAUUUUCAUAAGAAGUUCUGGGUUGAGUUUACCCCAUUUAUUAAAUGGAUGAUAAUGUGAUGGAAGACUUUAAGAAUCAGGUCGACGCCGUGCAAUCACAAGCCGAUAUGAUAGAGAAGAAAGUUCAUGAAAUAGAACAUUUCUACUCAAACAGUAAAAAACAAGCGAAUAGUUCAAAAGGUGGAUCUGCUUCUAAAGACAAAGACAAGGAUAAAGAGAGAAAAAAACAGCCUCAAGAUACUACAAGCAAGGAAGGUACAGCCUCAAAGCGAAUGCAGGAACUGAUACGCCAAUUUGGAAAAAUAUUACAUCAGAUUACCCAGCACAAGUGGGCUUGGCCUUUUAUGGAUCCUGUGGAUGUGGAGGGCCUUGGUUUACAUGAUUAUUAUGAGAUCAUUAAAAAUCCUAUGGAUUUUAGUACAAUAAAGAAAAGAAUGGAAGCCAAGGAUGUUAGCAGCUAUAAACAUGUGCGAGAGGUUUGUGCAGACGUGAGAUUGGUUUUCAAGAAUGCGAUGAAAUAUAAUGAUGAAAAGAAUGAUUUCCAUGUCAUGGCUAGAACCUUGUUGGACAAGUUUGAAGAGAAGUGGCUACAGUUUUUGCCUAAAGUUACAGAAGAGGAAAAAAAGCUUGAAGAAGAGGAUGCUGAGGCACAGCUUAAUAUCCAACUAGCUCAAGAGGCUGCUUAUGCCAAAAUGGCAAGGGAUAUAAGCAGUGAGCUUUAUGAGGCGGACAUGCACUUGGAUCAACUUAGAGAACAGUUGGUGCAAAGGUGCAGGAAAAUGUCAACGGAGGAGAAAAGGCAGCUUAGCAUAGCCCUCACGCGGCUCUCUACCGAUGAUCUAAGUAGAGCUUUAGAUAUUGUUGCUCAAAGCAAUCCUGAGUUCACAGCAAAUACUGAAGAAGUGGACCUUGAUAUAGAUGCUCAGUCGGAAUCCACAUUAUGGAGGCUAAAAGUGUUUGUAAAGGAUGCAUUGCAAACUCAGAGUCAGGGAAAGCCUUCAGCGAGCCCUGGUGGCGUCGACAAUAAUGAAAACAAGAAUAAUAACAACAAUAAUGUGAAUAGCACCUCUAAAAGAAAAAGAGAGAUAUGUGAUGCUCUUGCCAAGACUGCCAAAAAGAAGAGUAAAAAGGUCCCUUGAAUUGAAGUAUGUAGUAGAGUAUAGAUGUACUAAGCUCUUACAAAAUCUGUAACUAUGUUGUAUUUUACUAUCUCUGGGAAAAAGUACAAGUUUUUGUUUGUUUUCUUUGAUUGAUGUAGAAUCUGGACUGUUUUAGUAGUCCAUUUUUAGAAGACUACAUUGUAACUCUUACAA
Molecule: messenger RNA, 1597 nt
Organism: Amaranthus tricolor (Joseph's coat)
Lineage: Eukaryota; Viridiplantae; Streptophyta; Magnoliopsida; Caryophyllales; Amaranthaceae
Product: transcription factor GTE1
Exons: 9
Coding region: 329-1423 (364 amino acids)
Molecular function (GO): protein binding
Source: RefSeq, a predicted model, not a curated record